CGUUGGCGUUAAAUUUUUUUUAAAAAAAAGGUUGAAGAAGACAAAAUCCAAAACAACUUUAGUUUUUUUUAGAGAGAGAAAGUUAAAGAGUUUAGUGAAGAAGCAACAACAAACCCAACUCCUCCAGCCAGCAUCACCAUCUUCAUCAUCAUCAACCUUUUUAGAGAGAGAAAAUCACAAUCCAAAUUGUUUCUGAUACUCUCAGAUUUCCAUGAUCAUGGAGUAGAUCUUCUCCGGUUCUCUCUCUUCUUCUUUAAAUUCGACUUCAGUUCUUCAUUCACUAUGAUCCCGUCUCUCUGUAAUCUCGGCCGUUUACUGUGAUUUCAACGCUGUUUAGAUCGUUUCUCCGGACUAGGAGUGAGAAAUUGGAAUCGAACGGUAAAUGGGGCAGUGUUACGGUAAAGCCGUCGCCGGAGAAAAUGGUGAUGUUGUGACGACGAUAGUUGCUCCGUCUUCCGGUGAGGAUGGUGGAGUUCAUCCUCAAUCGCCACUUCCGGCGUCGGAAGUUGCGAAUAAUCCGUCGGUAAGGAAUACGCCGGCGAGAUCAUCGCCGUGGCCGAGUCCGUAUCCUGCUGGAGUUCCGCCGACUCCUUCGCCGGCGAGGUCGACGCCGAGGAGGUUUUUUAGGAGGCCGUUUCCGCCGCCGUCUCCGGCGAAGCAUAUAAAAGCGUCGUUGGCGAAGCGGCUUGGGAAUGCGAAGCCGAAAGAGGGGCCGAUACCGGAGGACGGUGAGAAUGAAGGAGGGCAAUUGUUGGAUAAGAGUUUUGGGUAUGGCAAGAAUUUUGGGGCAAAGUAUGAAUUGGGGAAGGAGAUUGGGAGAGGGCAUUUCGGUCAUACUUGUUCUGCCAAAGGGAAGAAAGGAGAGCUUAAGGAUCAAGUUGUUGCUGUUAAGAUCAUUUCCAAGGCGAAGAUGACUACGGCAAUAUCUAUUGAAGAUGUUCGGAGGGAAGUUAAAAUUCUGAAAGCCCUCUCAGGGCAUAAGCAUCUGGUCCAAUUUUAUGAUGCAUGCGAAGACUCAAACAAUGUAUACAUCGUCAUGGAAUUAUGUGAAGGUGGUGAAUUACUGGACCGAAUAUUGUCCAGAGGUGGAAGGUACCCUGAGGUAGAUGCGAAGGUCAUUAUCAAACAGAUUCUGAAUGUUGUAUCAUUCUGUCAUCUUCAGGGUGUUGUGCACCGUGAUCUGAAGCCUGAGAAUUUCCUAUUUACAUCUAAAAGUGAAGAUGCUGACAUGAAGCUAAUUGAUUUUGGCCUCUCUGAUUUUAUUAGGCCAGAUGAAAGACUAAAUGAUAUUGUGGGAAGUGCUUACUAUGUUGCACCUGAAGUCCUUCAUAGAUCGUAUAGCCUAGAAGGAGAUAUGUGGAGCAUUGGUGUUAUCACAUAUAUAUUAUUAUGUGGAAGCAGGCCUUUCUGGGCACGCACAGAAUCAGGAAUCUUCCGUGCGGUGCUUAGAGCGGAGCCCAAUUUUGAUGAUUUGCCUUGGCCUUCUGUGUCUCCUGAAGCUAAGGAUUUUGUAAAAAGAGUGCUUAACAAGGACUACAGGAAGAGGAUGACUGCUGCACAAGCUUUGACUCAUCCCUGGUUGCGUGACGAAAACCAGCCUAUUCCUUUAGAUAUAUUGAUCUAUAAAUUGGUCAAGUCAUAUCUCCAUGCAACUCCUUUUAAACGGGCUGCAUUGAAGGCUCUCUCCAAAGCUCUUACUGAGGAUGAGUUGUAUUACUUAAGAGCAGAGUUUGAGCUUUUAGAGCCUACCGGAGAUGGCCGUGUUACAUUUGAGAACUUCAGAAUGGCACUUUUGAAUAAUGCUACUGAGGCAAUGAAGGAAUCUAGAGUCCCUGAUAUCCUAAAUACGAUGACAACUCUUUCGUACAGAAAAAUGGAUUUUGACGAGUUCUGUGCUGCUGCGAUCAGCACACAUCAAUUGGAAGGUCGGGAAGGUUGGGAUCAGAUUGCAUCUAUUGCUUUCGAGCAUUUUGAGCAGGAAGGCAAUCGGAUUAUUACUGUUGAGGAGCUUGCCAGGGAAUUGAAUCUUGGACCUACUGCUUAUUCAAUUUUAAGAGAUUGGAUUCGGAGCUCCGAUGGGAAGUUAAGUUUUCUUGGAUAUACAAAAUUUUUGCAUGGAGUGACUAUUCGUAGCUCAAAUACAAGACAUCAUCAAUAGGAUAAUCAUUUACAUAAAAAGGCCGUCGUCAUAAAUGAUUAAAUUAGAUUUAUGCCUAAUUACAGGUUAUUCAGGAAAGUUUUAUUUUUUCCCUAUUUGGGAAGCAUAGGAAGAUGUGUAUAAAUGAAUAACAUUAGUCAAAUUUAGCUCUGAGGUUGAGGCAAAAUUGUACUAUAAGUGGGUUUCUGUAGCUCAUUCCCAACGUUUGAUUUUGGUAAAAGAAUAUAAAUGGGGGUUUGAGCACAAAUUUUCUUCUUUGCUCUCCUUUCUCAACACCUCUGUGCUACCCCGUUUGCCCCUCUCCCGCUUUCACUAUACUUCUGGGUUUUGUACACGGUUUAAAAAAAAAAAAAAAAAAAA
Chenopodium quinoa (quinoa) is the source of this 2518-nucleotide messenger RNA. RefSeq names its product CDPK-related kinase 3-like. The record is from RefSeq and is a predicted model, not a curated record. The coding region runs from base 383 to 2158 and encodes 591 amino acids. Gene Ontology annotation, molecular function: calmodulin binding; ATP binding; calcium/calmodulin-dependent protein kinase activity. Lineage: Eukaryota; Viridiplantae; Streptophyta; Magnoliopsida; Caryophyllales; Amaranthaceae. Gene Ontology annotation, biological process: peptidyl-serine phosphorylation; protein autophosphorylation; intracellular signal transduction. Gene Ontology annotation, cellular component: cytoplasm; nucleus. The transcript has 12 exons.